Molecule: messenger RNA, 1204 nt
Organism: Arabidopsis thaliana (thale cress)
Lineage: Eukaryota; Viridiplantae; Streptophyta; Magnoliopsida; Brassicales; Brassicaceae
Product: membrane-associated kinase regulator
Exons: 1
Coding region: 206-1108 (300 amino acids)
Cellular component (GO): plasma membrane
Molecular function (GO): kinase inhibitor activity
Source: RefSeq, marked reviewed
CAAAAUCAUGACAUGAACACCAUAUCCAUUACUUCACUUGGAUCUCAUUCUUCCUAUGCCCCCACAGAAAAGUCAAACACUGAUCUGGCAAGUCUUUGACUGCCGUACUCAUUCCGCCACGUGUACAGCUUUAACUUUGUUCCUAUAAAAACACAACUAAUAAACAGUUAAACACAUUCACACACAAGUAAGAAACGUUUUGAAGAUGGAGGAUAACCGGAAAACUACCCCAAACUCCGGCGAGACCAAACCAGAGACGUCCCUGGAGACGUCACUAUCAUCAGACUUCGAGUUUGGAUCAUUGACUCCCACAUCUCCAUCACAAGACCCCUUCUCGGAAAAUUCUCCCGCUGAUCAUCUUUUCCUCAACGGCCGUCUAUUACCACACUCUUUUCCAACGAGCACGAUAACGACACGUUCAGUGUCACGUACUACCAGCGAAAACACUUUCCGGAGCGAUAGUUGGAGCAGCCGAAGCAGUGAUAGUAGCAGCCCGACAUCUUACACUCCAAGAACAAGCACUUGUAAUAUCUUCAAGAUCACAAGUUCUAGUACCGGUCAUGGGAAAGAGACUAAUAUAACAUGUUUUGGUACUCGGUCCGAAGAGAUUAUGUGCCUAAGGCCCGCAACUUCUUCAAAGAAAACAAACACUUGCAUCAGCAAAGAAUACUAUCACAAACCAUCGUUAAUAUUGGAUCUAAAGAAGAGACCACCGGUGGAAAAUGGUAAAGCCGUAAACACGACAAAUAAGGUUUCGUAUUUGCCGCAAUGCAAGAGGAAGAAAGCGACGGAGAUUGUAACGGCUCAGCUUUACGGGUCGUAUUCACGGCGGUGGCAGCAUAUAACUCCGGUCUUUAAAAGAGAAGGGUCGGUGAAAAGUAAGGGAGGAGGGAUUAAGGUCGGUGGACGGAAAAAGAAGUCGACGAGGAGGAAGAAGCCGAAGAAGGCGGAGGAGAGAAGAGGAAUAAGUAGUAAGUUAAUGAAGUGGUGGAAGAGAAUUCUAAAGGCGGUGGUGUUUGCUUGCAGGGAGUGUCAUGCAAUGGAGCCUCAUCAGAUACUUGUAAAUGAUGAUGCUGGUGUGAAAAAGAAGAUUAUUAAAUGUCCAUAAUCAAAAUUUCAAUGUUUCUCUAAUCUAUUUGCUUGUGUUUUCUGCUAAUAUAAACAAACUUUAUGGGAAAAAAAUAUUUGAGACAAAACUUUUGCA